Molecule: messenger RNA, 255 nt
Organism: Funneliformis geosporum
Lineage: Eukaryota; Fungi; Glomeromycota; Glomeromycetes; Glomerales; Glomeraceae
Source: the annotation of a GenBank genome assembly
GUUUUAAAGCUGAAGAUAUCAGUGAAUGCUUAUAUAAAAUUUGUGAUGAUAGUGUUAAACCAAGACAUUUCCUUAGUGCAGACAAUACGGAUGAAAUAGAAGCCAUACUCUCAGAUUGUGAAGACCAUUUCUUACACGAAUUUAUUGAUGGAGAUGAGUCACUCUGGCCUAUUAUAGAUUUUGAUUUGUCACGAGAGAUGCAUGAUGGCAUUGAACCUAAGCUUAUACGUAAAGAGAUACUAGAUAUACUCAAUU